UAGAACCGCGCUCAACUCGAUAUGUGUAUAGUAUAUAUAUCACUUGGAUAUUUACAAUAGUAUCGUACCGCUGUUUUACAUUGGGUCACAAUCAAUAUAUAAUGACAAAAAUACGUUUGUGAUCUUAUGAGUAUUGCAUCAUUGAAAAAUUUUUUAAAAUGACUGAUUCAAAUAACUUAGAAAGUGAUAAUGAUCCAGUUGAGUUUGAAUUUCCAGUAUUAUUGUCAACAUCGCUGGCCGAUAAAUUAUACAUAUUUCAAUACCCCAUACGGCCUGCUAGUAAAGGUUAUGACAACACCACGUUUUUAAAAACUUCAAUAAAACCAGAAAAUCAAGAAUUUCGCAUUGAAGUUGGACUAGAUUGUAAUAGUGCUAAUUAUGAUCAAAGAAAAGGUGAAAAAAUUGCGAUGGAUGCUGAUGGACCAUUCGAUAGAUGUGAGAACGAUAAAGACAGAUAUUUUCAGGGUGAAUUUAUGGAUAAGACAGUACUACAAUCAUCAAGAGCAGUUCCAGAUUGUUCUAAUUAUGCUGUAGGUACUUUUCAAGGAAACGAAUUGCAUAUUACACCUUUAAAGAGUAUCGUCCAAUUAAGACCGCAAUUUAAUUAUCUUGAACAAAAUGAAAAAAAUAAAGAUGAUGAAUCAAAGAAGAACGGAAAUGAGUCUGAUGAAGAGGAAACUAAGGCAAUUAGUGUUACAUUCUCUCGGAAUAGAACUGACGCAAGUAAAAAAUUACAAGAACAAUCAUUUGAAAACCAUUCGAAAAAAAGCUUGGAAGAGCUAUGGAUUGAUACUCAAUACAUGAAUGCAGAAUCUACUCAAGCCCAGCUGACCCGAUUGGAAAUGUUUUGUUCAAUUAAUGAAAUAUCCAAAAAUAGCUUAGGACUUUCUUGUAAAGAUUACCUUCAUAUGUUGGCUCAAUCUACAAAUUCUGAUGAACAUUUGAAUAUUAAUGGGUCCGCCAAUGAAAGAUCUUCUCAUUAUAUGUCCAGCCGAUCACUUUUAGAUCAAAUUCGUAAAAUUCUCAAAGAUGCAAAGGUAAUUUCGUUCAAACAAUUAAGAUCAAUGAUAGAUUCAAAACACGAAAAUACGGAUGUUUUAAAAUAUUUACAACAAGUAGCAGUUCUUGUACAAGGUAACUGGGUUGUUCAAAGUGAUCUGGUUUUUCCGAAAGAUAAAACAUCAUCUCAAAAUGGAAUCAAUGCUGAUCUGAUGUGUCGAGCAAGAGAUUACAUUCUGUUAACUUUUACUGAAAAUGAAUUUGUCACAAGAGAAGCAAUAUCCAAGGUGAUCAAGUUACCUGCUGAAGAAAUUGAGGAAAUAUUGACGAAUUUAGGAACCGCUGUACCAGAAAAGGGAUGGAAAUUAUUAAUACCGCCAAACACUGAAUUUACAAGUAAACAUUCGGAUAUUGCACAUCGGCAAGCUUCGUAUUGGGAAACAAAGCGUAAACAAUUGAAAGAAGCGCUGGGGGCAUCAAAUCAUCCACCUCAACGUCAGAGACAAAGAUCAACUCGUGAAUCUAUAGGUUCAGAAAAUGAAGAAAGAAAUGUUGGACGUGGAAAAAAAACCGUAAGAGAUUCCUCAAUAUCUGAUGACGGUGCUGCAGAGCUUGUUAAAACUAAAAAAAAUGUAAAAUCUCGAAAAGUAUCGGAAACAACAUGACCAAAAAUUCAAAACAAUUAAUUUAAUAGGCCUGAUUAAAUAAAGUAAUUCAUAUUGUAUAGAUAAGUUGUACAGAGAUAUUGAUCCGUGUAAUAUUCCACUGCCAUUCAUCAUCAUAAAACAAUAAAUCAAUACUGAUAUGGUAACACACAUUAAGUUAAUAAUGAGAUGGAAUAUAGAAUAAAUGCUUAUUACUUUAUAAUUUAUUUAACAUAUGAAAUAACAAUAAUAAGAAUAGAAUAAAUGUCUUUUAUACUAUAUUUUGAAAGACUGCCGAUAUUUCAAAAAGCAUUGAAUAAUAAUUACGAUGCACACAUCUUUUUUGAUAAAAUAAACAUCAUACUACUAAA
Cotesia glomerata is the source of this 2014-nucleotide messenger RNA. RefSeq names its product DNA-directed RNA polymerase III subunit RPC5 (gene Polr3E). Gene Ontology annotation, biological process: DNA-templated transcription. Gene Ontology annotation, cellular component: RNA polymerase III complex; nucleus. Lineage: Eukaryota; Metazoa; Arthropoda; Insecta; Hymenoptera; Braconidae. The transcript has 7 exons. The record is from RefSeq and is a predicted model, not a curated record. Bases 159 to 1664 code for a protein of 501 amino acids.